AUGAACCCCCCGCGCACGCCCACGCCCAACGCCUGCCUCAUCGCGAUCCUGCUCAUCACCCGCGACUCCUCCGGCGACAAGCUCACCUUCCACUACCCACCCAAACCCACCGUCGACACGCCCCUGCCGCCGAACAGCACCUACACCGCAUCCAGCGCCUCCUCCUCCGCCGCUUCCGACGUCGCCUCUUCGGGGGACGAAGACGACGACCGCCAAUCUCUCACCACACUCCACGACCUAACUGCCGUCGAGCGCAGCGAGUCCGGAAGCCGCAUCGGCCGCCGGCGGAGCCGCAAGGCGGUGGUGCCGGAGGAGCCUGCGGAGGAGGAGGAGACGACGAAAGAUGAUGGGGGGCCGCCAUGGGAGACAGUGCUGGGGUUUAAGGCGGAUUUCUUGGCGGGGUUGUUGGCGCCGAAGGCGGGAAUGUGUAAGCGGAAGUUUGAGCUGACAGUGGAUGAUGUGGUGUUUUUGGGCUUCCCGCUGCAUGUGAGGCCGGAUGGGACGUGGCGAAAGAAGAAGAAACGGAGGGGGAGGGGGACAGAGGAGGAGGAGUUGAAGGAGAGGAUGGAGGAGGCGGUGGUCGUUGAUCGGGGGAGCGAUGUUGAGGAGGAGGAGGAGAAGGAGGAGGAUGUGGGGAAAGAGGAGGAGGCGGAGGAGGAGGAGGGAGUAGAGGCGACGGCGGCGACAGCGGCGGGGGCGAAUGGGGGCGAUGUGGCGGAUGAGGAGAAGGACGGAGACGAUGAGGGCAGCAGCACUCAUGGCGGAGGGAUGAGCAUGACGAAGCAGAUCUUCAACGAGGUCGUCAAGAGGUUUGCGAGGGCGCUCAAAUACGAGCAGGCAAAAGACGGAUAUGUCUGGCGGGAGGCCGUCAAGAUCAACCGUCUGCGUGACAAGGCCGUCCAGGAAUGCAUGCCCUUCUCCGAGCUCUGGCGCCAGAUCCUCGAACAGAGCGGCCUGGCAUAUGCCAUCUCGCGCAUCUUCACCGACAUCUCGCAGAACAAGAUUGCGCAUAUCUUCCUCAACAACGCACUAGGGCUGUCUUUGCAGAUCCCCAUCACCACCGAGACCUCCGUUCUCCCAUGCAUCACCGACCCGCAGAUUCCCGGGCUCCCGCUCACCACCGCCGACUCCUUCGGUGACGACGACAACGAGGGCGACAAUCUUCUCGUCCGCCACUUCACGCUCCUCUUUCUCGUCGACGUUGACAGCAUUCUCAAGGACAUCGCCGCCGAGUCCAGCGACUCCAGUAACUCGCUCGCGCACUUCGUCAAGUCCUGCAAGCCAUCCAUGAGCUUCCUACAGAUCAGCAACAGCUCCGGCAUCCCACUGCACAACAUCCAAGUCAUGGCACGCCACCUCAUCCACUGGCGCAAGGCCCGCGCAAUCCCGCCAAUCCACCACAGAGACAUCUACAUCGUCUCGCCCAACGCCGACAUGAAGCACCUUCACACCCUCAUCCCCGUCUACGCCAAACUCUUCCCCACGCUCCCCACGCUCCCAAAGAUCCUCUCCCUCCUCUCCCAGAAGCCAAAGCAGUUCGCCGCCUUCAUCCCCUCCCGCGACCACAGGAGCGCAUACUGCGACAUUCUCGCCUGGCUGUUGCGCCACGGCCUCGUCACCCAGCUGCGCAACUUUGCGUGGAUCCGCGUCACGCGCGAUAUCAAGCUGCGCGUGUUCCGCGAGCAGCAGCAGCAGCAGACGGCGCUCCUGUCACGCUCCCUCUCGUUGUCGCGCUCAAUCUCACGCUCACGCUCCCCCUCGCCGGAGCCUAGCCGUGCGGAUAUCGUGGCGUCGGCGGCGUUCGCGUAUGAGCCGCACCCAGAGGAUCCAGCGUUUGAGGAGAGUAUAGUGCUGGCGCCGCACCAGGCGUCGGCGGUGGAGAGCGCGUGGCUGGAGAUGAUGACGAGGGGACAGCCACCGGAUGUGAGGGCGUUGUGGGAUCGGUUGUUGAAGUAUUUGAAUGGGCAGCAUGCGAUUGAGAAGAUUGCGGUGAGGGAGGGCAUUAGUAGGAGGGAUGUGAGGAGAGUGUUGGGCGUGUUUGAUGAGUAUAUUAUAUAUGCGAGGCAUUGGUAA
Messenger RNA from Morchella importuna, 2073 nucleotides. RefSeq lists its product as uncharacterized. Gene Ontology annotation, biological process: positive regulation of autophagy; negative regulation of TORC1 signaling; TORC1 signaling. Gene Ontology annotation, cellular component: GATOR1 complex. Lineage: Eukaryota; Fungi; Ascomycota; Pezizomycetes; Pezizales; Morchellaceae. The record is from RefSeq and is a predicted model, not a curated record. The coding region runs from base 1 to 2073 and encodes 690 amino acids. The transcript is spliced from 4 exons.